CCACAUAAAACAGUCUUAAAAAUUAAAAACACUAAUUCCAGUGAUGUCAAACGGCUACAGCCACUCCCCUCCGCCGGUCCACCUCUGCUGCUUCCUCAUCAUCCUCUUCACCUUCCUCGGAAUCACCUGGUACAUCAACUACGAGUCCAUCUUCGAGGGCCUCUUCGAUCAGAUCAAGCUCCUCCUCAUGCUCUCGCCGCUGCUCCUCCUCCUCGCCGUGCAUUUGCUCUCCGCCUUCGACGCCUCCUUCUUCUUCCUCCCGCUGCCGGAGCAGGACUCCUUCCACCGCGCCGGCGGCACGCCCUGGGGCGUCGGCCUCCUGCUCGUCCUCCUCUUCUUCAUGAUCUCCUACCAGUCCGAUUUUCGCGAGCGCUGGUUCCCGCUGCUUAGUUGAUCAGGCGACGUCGUUUAAGGAUACUUGAUUAAACAAAUUAAAUAGUUUAAUCCUCAUGUUUUGAUGUGUAUAUUGUACAUCUUCUUCGAGUUUUCUUCUUGUUUUGGGCUACUUUUUUUGUUUUCUACUCUCUUUUUUGGUGUGUAGUUAACUUUUUAAUUAUUAAUCAGAGGGUUAGAGUUAAUGGUGUACUAUUAUAAUCUAUGUUAUUAAUUCUACCUUUUAGUUUGUUCU
Salvia hispanica is the source of this 628-nucleotide messenger RNA. RefSeq lists its product as uncharacterized. Lineage: Eukaryota; Viridiplantae; Streptophyta; Magnoliopsida; Lamiales; Lamiaceae. The record is from RefSeq and is a predicted model, not a curated record.